Molecule: messenger RNA, 1996 nt
Organism: Annulohypoxylon maeteangense
Lineage: Eukaryota; Fungi; Ascomycota; Sordariomycetes; Xylariales; Hypoxylaceae
Exons: 2
Coding region: 749-1357 (202 amino acids)
Source: RefSeq, a predicted model, not a curated record
CCUCAAGAUUGCAGCUUCGGGUCUUUUCAGAAGGUUCCCUUAAGGUUGGGUAACCUCCCUGAUUGAGCUCCUUCGUAGCGCAGACGUCAUAAAAUCAAUUAAAGUUCCCGUUCCCCAUAAGGCGUUGCCCUGCCGCACGUUUUUUGUUUACCCGAAGAAAGUUGGGACCCCGCCAUCUUCGCCCGACUCAUCUUUGCGACGACCAAGGAUUUCACAAGUUCAUAUCGUCACUUGUAACAUAGGUACUAUCCUACUUUGCAUAUCAGGUACUAAGUACCUCGUGCAUGCUACUUCUACGCCAUUCAAUGUUGAUAUAAUUUCUACUUCGUACAACACUUCACGAAUCAUCUGUGUUCGAAAUCUACGACAAACCAAAGAUCGGCGCACUCCCUGGUAAACCAAACCGGGUACAAUACAAUAAAAAGACGCAUAAGAUCCCGAGGCGACGAGACCCUGGCUUACCACCUACCAACCAACCGCCCGCCUUGUCCUGUAGCUUGUGCAGCUCUUGGCGCAAAGUCACCCUAGAGCUUCAGCUCCCCCCCUCCACCUUUUCUAUUCUGCGGUCAUCGUCUUUUGGUCGUCUCUUAUUCUCCGUCCAAUCCGCUUCACCUCUUUCUUACCUACACAACCAAUUGUCUGCCUACUGGUCGCAAACCUGCUACGUCGUCGCGCCUAAUUCUUUCUUCCCUCAACACCGUCAACCUAGCUAUCAAAGAACGAGAGAAGGAAGAAGCAAUCCGGCAAGAUGAUGUUCGCAAUCUUCUUCACGUUCUGGCGCUUCGUUCAGAUCGUCACACUGAUCCCGACGAUGGGCAUGCUGGCCUACUUCGUCAACGGCUACGUCCAGCUGAACCAGCUGACGCCCAACUACAUCUUAGUCCUGUUCAUCGUGUCUGUUCUCGCGCUCGCCUGGUCCGUCUACACGUUAUUCAGCUAUCACCGCUCGUCCUCGAACGCAACCUUCGUCGCGAUAAUUGACCUUCUCUUCGUCGGCGCCUUCAUCGGAGCCGUGUGGUCUCUCCGCAUGAUUGCCACGGCAGACUGCACGCACAUCACGCGCGGAGACUCGUGGGACGUGAGCUUCGGGCCUUUCGGAUCGGCUUCAGGAACAACGUGGGGUGUGGACGUGAACAAGACGUGCGCGAUGCUUAAGGCGUGUUUCGCGUUCGGGAUCAUGAACUGCAUCUUUUUCUUCAUCACCAGCAUCCUCGCCUGUCUGCACGGCGACCGCGCUAGCAGUGGUGAUCGUGUCACGUAUUACCGCGAGACUCAUAGCCACCGUCACGGCCACCGAAGUAGCCGUAGCCCGCAUAGCCGACAUAGCUCGCACUCGCACCGCCGCGUCUAUGUUUAAUGCGGUUGCUCAAUCGACCCACCGUGCAGGUGUAACGGCUAGAGUUGCGGAACAGAACUGGGGAUCCUGUAGAGGCAUUGGCGUUUAUUCACAGAAAUACAUGUCGAGUUAAAGUUGGACGUGGACUAGACUAUGUCGAUUUGUUUGUUUGGAAUGAGACAAGACGAGAUGAGAUGAAAAAACACAGCUGAUCUGAUGGAAUGUGGAAUGAGACGGAGUGACGUACUAAUUUGGUGAAGCCCUGCUCGCAUUUUGAUUCACAACGAUUACGACUUUUACGAUUGUCACGGCUUGCUUGCUUGUUUGUUUGUCACGGCCUUUUGGGCUUCACGUAUCUAAACGCUUUUUUGCCGGCUACCUGUGGUAAAUUAGCUGAUUGCUGCUGUUGAAUGGAUGUCGAUACGAUCCAUAGCUGUUUUGGUUGCAGAGAUGAUAAUGCAAAAGGAAAUUUUGGUGAAAGCUGUUCAUUGUUCAAUUACUAGUAGUUUAUAUCAUUAUGACAAAUGGUUUUUAGAAUAGGGAAAAUCAAUAGGCCUCAAGAGGGUAUUAGAUACUCUUGUUUAGAUAUUUAUACACUAGUUAUAGCGUUUGAAGCCGAUAUUGCCAUUAUAUACAUCCUUAAAAGAUUACAGUAGAUGA